Molecule: messenger RNA, 2010 nt
Organism: Nylanderia fulva
Lineage: Eukaryota; Metazoa; Arthropoda; Insecta; Hymenoptera; Formicidae
Source: RefSeq, a predicted model, not a curated record
AUGCAGGAAACAUUACUAGGAUGGAUAAUAUCUGGCGCGAUUCCCAUCAAUGACAAAAAACAACGCAAUAAUAAAUUAUAUUGUGGAUUAUCUACUAGCGCUUUACAGCAACAAUUAGAAAAAUUUUGGACGAUCGAGGAAGUUGAAGUCCCGCCACAUCGUUUGUCUAAAGAAAAACAGUGCGAAGAGCAUUUUAUUUCUACUCAUCGUAGAGAUACAGAUGGUCGUUUUAUAGUACAACUACCGCUAAAGGAUACAGCAGAAGAAUUAGGAGAAUCAUAUAUUAUUGCGGAAAAACGUUUUAAAGCAUUAGAAAGAAAGCUGGAAAGGCAAUCUGAAUUAAAGGCUCAGUAUCAUGAAUUCAUGGCGGAAUAUUUAAAGCUGCACCACAUGAGUGAAGUUCAGAUCGAAGAAAAACAUAAUAAGCCAGCUUACUAUAUUCCGCAUCAUGCUGUAACAAAAGAGGAUAGUACAACGACAAAACUAAGAGUCGUCUUCGACGCGUCAUGUAAAACAUCAUCUGGAAAAUCCUUGAAUGAUAUACUCAUGCUAGGGCCAAUUCUUCAAAAUAGUUUAUUUGAUAUUAUAAUUCGUCUAAGACAACAUAAAUAUGCCAUGGCAGCCGACAUUGCCAAAAUGUAUCGCCAGAUCGCAAAUUCAAACGUAUUUUAUGGAGAUGGGACAAGAAAGAUCCUGUACAAACAUUUGAACUCAAUACAGUUACUUAUGGAAGUCGCACAACAGAUGAUAUCUAAAUAUCAAAAUGCUGGUGAAACAAUACGAAGAGAUUUCUAUGUGGACGACCUAUUAACGGGAGCGGAUACAAUAGGGGAACUUAUACAACUGAAACAAGAGAUUAUACAUAUUUUAAGUUCUGGAAAAUUUGAAUUGAGAAAAUGGAUCUCCAAUCUUGCACAAAUCUGUGAUCAAUUUGACAAUGAAGAAAGACAAAUUACAUCGAACAAAUCGACGAAAAUUCUCGGCUUGUUAUGGAAUACUAAGACUGAUGCCUUUCAAUAUCAAAUAAAAUUAAAUAUUAGUAAGAAUAAAACAACUAAACGUAUUAUAUUAGCUAAUAUUGCACAGAUAUAUGAUCCGCUCGGAUUAUUAGACCCCAUAAUAGUACAAGCACCUAUUAAAAGAGUGUCAUUACCAAGACUGGAAUUAUGCGGCGCAGUUUUAUUGGCCAAUCUAGUUAGAAAUGUAUUACAAUCCUUGACAAUACAAAUACAUAAAGUAUAUUAUUGGACUGAUUCCACUAUAGUCCUUGCAUGGAUAGCACGAGAGCCUACACAUUGGAAAACAUUUGUAGCCAAUAGAGUGGCCGAGAUACAGCGUGAAACGAAGAACGCACAAUGGUAUCAUGUUCGGUCGGAAGAUAAUCCUGCGGAUCUAUUGUCGAGAGGAGUCAGUCCAGCAAAAUUAAAAGAGAAAAGAAUAUGGUGGGAAGGCCCACAAUUCUUACAGCAUAAUUCAGUAUUUGUACCAUUUAGUGCAGAAAACAUUCACGAAGACAUAGCAGAAAAACGCACAACUAACUUACUUGUUCUUAAAGAAGCGAAUGAAUAUAUGGCUAUCAUCGAACGAUUUUCGUCAUUAUCACGACUGAAGAGAGUUACUGCGUAUUGUCUACGUCUUGCGAAAAGGAGUGUUCAAAAUACAUCUCAACAAUCAAAAUUAUUAACCGUAGAGGAGUUAGAACAUGCCAUGAAAAGACUCAUCAAAGAUUGUCAAGAUCAUAGUUUUGCAGAAGAACUACAUAAUUUAAGCAAUAAAAAGCGGCUGCAAUCUAAAAGCAAAUUGUUAACAUUAAAUCCGUUUUUAGACGAGGAGGGCAUCAUUCGUGUGGGGGGAAGGUUGUGUAAUGCGACUAUAGAAUAUUCUCAAAAACAUCCCAUUAUUUUGCCUAGUAAACAUCACCUCACUACAUUAAUAAUUAGAGAUGCACAUUAUAAGAAUUUACACGCUGGAUCACAAGCGAUAUUAAUGAUGGUGCGUAAUAAUUAUUGA